AUGUCUAUCGAAGAAGUGGAAGUAGAAUCGCGCAAAGAUUCGUGGUUAGGUGAAGUUAGGCAAGCGAUUGCGACAGGAAACUGGGAGUCAAUAUCCAGUACGCGGAUAAAAGCAAUUAAAGACGAACUUUGUGUGUAUAAUAAUGUUGUGUUACGGGGAACGAGAAUUGUCCUACCUAAAAAGCUAAAGAAGCGAGUAUUAUCAAUAGCGCAUAAGGGACAUCCAGGUAUUGUUGCGAUGAAGGAUAAGCUAAGAAGUAAGGUUUGGUGGGCAGAAAUCGAUAAAGAUGCGGAAAAUUUUGUAAAAACGUGUGAGAGCUGCCAAAUAGUGCAAAAGACAGCUAAUAUCUCACCGUUGAAACCAAACGCGCUGCCGGAUAGUUCGUGGGAAUGUUUAGCGAUGGAUCUCCUUGGGCCUUUGCCUUCCGGAGAUUUCAUAUUCGUGAUUAUUGAUUAUUACAGUAAGUUCUAUGAAAUAGAGAUAAUGCAAUCAAUUACGUUGGCAGCAAUUAUUGAUAGAUUGAAACAUAUAUUCGCGAGGUAUGGUUAUCCGAAUAGAUUAAUAUCUGAUAACGGAAAACAAUUAGUGAGCGAAGAAAUGAGGGAAUACACGUCUAGGUGCGGUAUUAAACUUGUUCAUGUAGCGCCGUACUGGCCCCAAGCAAAUGGGAAAGUCGAAAGACAAAAUCGCAGUCUUCUUAAACGCAUAAAAAUUGCACAGCUUGAACGAAAAGACUGGAAACAAGAGAUAUUAGACUAUCUGUUUAUGUAUCGCUUAUCUCCACAAGCAUCGACAGGGGUUUCGCCAGCGGAACUAAUGUUCGGUCGAAAGAUAAAAACUAAAAUGCCAGAAUUGCAAGGGAUCAGAAAUAAUCUAGAUGAAGCUAUUAGAGAUAGGGAUGCUCAGAAAAAGCUUAAAAGUAAAGAACGAUAUAAUUUGCGGAACAAUGCGAAAGAAAGUGAGUUGAAAUUGGGUGACACUGUUCUACUAAAAACGAUAAAGCGGGAUAAAUUAAAUCCGGCGUAUGAAAGCGUUAAGUACGAGGUAGUUGAUCGAGCCGGUGAUAAUGUAACGAUUAAAAAUGCGGAUGGAAAAAUGUUUAAACGAAAUGUAGCGCAUGUCAAGAAAUUUAAUCGUGCAGGGCCUAGCAAAUCCGACGAAGAUGUUAAAAUAAUAUCAGAGCAAAAUGUCAAGGUAAAAACCGAAUCGGAGUCGCAGGAUGACUCUGUUGUUGCAACGAAGUCAGAACCAAGUGCUGAUCUUAAUGUAACGCAAAGUAGGCCUGUACGAGACAGAAAGUUACCAAAUCACCUAAAGGAUUAUAUAAUGCACAGCACAUAA
This is a messenger RNA of Temnothorax curvispinosus, 1341 nucleotides long. RefSeq lists its product as uncharacterized. Gene Ontology annotation, biological process: DNA integration. Bases 1 to 1341 code for a protein of 446 amino acids. NCBI's taxonomy places the organism in Eukaryota, Metazoa, Arthropoda, Insecta, Hymenoptera, Formicidae. Gene Ontology annotation, molecular function: nucleic acid binding. The record is from RefSeq and is a predicted model, not a curated record. The transcript has a single exon.